This is a messenger RNA of Saccostrea cuccullata (small rock oyster), 785 nucleotides long. RefSeq lists its product as uncharacterized. Lineage: Eukaryota; Metazoa; Mollusca; Bivalvia; Ostreida; Ostreidae. The annotation marks the transcript as partial. The record is from RefSeq and is a predicted model, not a curated record. The transcript is spliced from 4 exons.
GAGAAAACAAGCGCGGGAAAAUCCACCCUUAUUAAUAAAAUACUAGAAAUGAGAAUUUUUAAAGGAAGAAACAUGGAAUCUACAUCAACAGUCUGCAAAAUACGAAACUCUGACAAAGUUAUGAUAAAAACUGAGUUAGAAAAUGGUGAGGUUGAGCGCAGAGAUAUGAGUGACAUUGAUGUACUAACAAGGAAAGGGGAAAAAACUCUUCGAGAUACACUGAAGAAUCUUACAGAUAUGACCAUUGAAAAAGACAGUAGAAAGUAUAAAAGUGUUGAUAUUGGAUUACCAGUACCCUUUUUAAAGGGUAACACAAUAAUGGUUGAUACACCAGGAAUCGGAGGCUCUGGAAAAGUCAGUCAAAAGUUAAUGGAAUACUUGCCAAAUGCUGUUUCUUUCAUAUUUGUGAUCAAUGUGGCAAGUGCAGGAGGGAUGCAAAGAGACAGACUUCCAGAAAUAUUAAAAGCCAUUACCAACUUGCAAAUGGAUGACGAAAUGCCUUGCUUUGAUCAACGAAGUGUCAUCUUCAUAACAAAUAAAUGGGAUUCCAUAAAGAAAGAUCCAGAUGACAGCAGCGAUGAAGACGAGGUCGAAAAAACUUGGAAAAAAUUAUCAGAGAGGAUUCUUAGACAGUGGCCUUCAGUUAGGAAAGAAAAUAUCUUCAGAAUGAAUCUAACAGAUGUAUAUCAAAAGGAAACUGCAACUCAGGAGUUUAAUCAAUUCCGAAAGUCUUUAGAAAAGAUUGUUAAGGAAAAUGAAAAUAUAAGAACUACGGAACACUUUAG